AUGAAGUCUGUUAAUUUAUGGGGUGUUAAACCUGUUGACGAAGAUUUAGAAGAACAAGGUGUUAAUUCGUUAUGUUUUAAUCCUGAUGGAACUCAAUUAUUAGCAGCUAUGGGAGCAAAAAUAUUAGUUUACAAUACCGCUGAUGGAGUGUUACAAAGUGCUCUUAGUGGACAUACAGAGAUAGUCAAUACAAUAUCUUAUGCAUCUGAUGGCAGUCGUUUUGCAUCUGGUGGUGCUGACAAAUUAGUUGUUAUAUGGACAAGUGAAUUACAAGGAAUGUUAAAAUAUUCACAUGAUUCAUCUGUUCAAUUUGUUGCCUAUCAUCCUACAUCACAUUUAUUAGCUAGUUGUUCAAAUGCAGAUUUUGGUCUUUGGUCACCAGAACAAAAAAAUGUAACUAAAACGAAAUUAACCGGACGAAUUACUUGUUGUGCAUGGAGUGCAGAUGGACAAUUACUUGCAUUUGGACUUUAUAAUGGACAAGUGUAUGUUCGAGAUAAGGAAGGAAAUGAAAAAUAUAAAUUCGAUCGACCUGAUGCAGCUAGUUCUCCUAUAUGGAAUUUAGCAUGGUCUCCUACUAGAGAUGAAGAACUUCUUCUAGCAGCUGUUGACUGGGGUCAAAAAUUAACACUAUAUCAAGCAACAGAUGCUAAACAAUCUGGAAAAGAACGUAAACUUGGUUUUGAUCCAUGUGCAUUAAGUUGGCUUGUUAAAGACGCAUAUAAACAAGAAUCUCGAGCAGAAUUUAUACUUGUUGGUGGUUCUAAUAAAGAAUGUACAAUAUAUAGUCGCGAAGGAUUUAAAUUAGGUACUGUUUGUACACAAGAUGCUUGGAUUUGGUGUUGCUGUGCAAAACCAGAUGGAUCAGCAGUGGCUAUUGGUACAACAGAUGGUUUUAUUGGAAUGUAUGAUGUUAAAUUUGGAGUUGUACAUGGUAUACAUAAAGAUCGAUAUGCAUAUCGAGAUAAUAUGACAGAUGUAAUUGUUCAUCAUUUAACAACAGAUCAAAAAGUUAAAGUGAAAUGUCGAGAAUUAGUGCGUAAAAUUGCAACAUAUAAAACAACACUUGCUAUUCAAACUCUUGAUAAAAUUCUUCUUUAUGAAGCACCAGGCGAUGUUCCACAUGAUAUGAAAUAUAAAGCAACAUCGAAAAUUAAUAAAAAUAUUGAAUGUAGUUCAAUGAUUGUUACAACAUCCUAUGUUAUUACUUGUCAAGAUAAACGUUUACAUUGUUAUAAUUUUUCUGGCGAUGAAAUACGUAUUUGGCAAAUGGAUAGUCCAAUACGUUAUUUAAAAUUAAUAGGUGGCCCUCCAGGAUGUGAAGCUGUAUUAAUUGGAUUAAAAAAUGGUGGUGUUUAUCAAAUAUUUGUUAAUAAUCCAUUUCCUCAAUUCUUAGCUAAACAAACUGGUAUUAUUUUUUGUGUUGAUAUGAAUGUAAAUCGUACAAAAGUAGCAAUUAUUGAUGACACACUAACACUUUUUGUUUAUAAUAUACAAACAAAAGAAUUACUUUAUCAAGAACCAAAUGCACAAACUGUAGCAUGGAAUACUUCAUUUCCUGAUAUGCUUGCUUUUUCUGGAAAUGGUUUUAUUAAUAUAAAAGUAUCCGAUUUCCCUGUUUAUAAACAAAAUUUACAAAUACCUAUAAAUGAAUUUGAAGUUUCGGGUCUUAUUGUUGGUUUUAAUGGUUGUACAAUAUAUUUAUUACAUUUAUGUGCGAUGAGUGGUGUAACUGUUCCUGUAACAGAUCCUGUUUAUCGUUAUAUAGGAAAACGACAACUUAGAAAUGCAUAUGAAUUAGCAUGUUUAGGUGAAACAAGUACAACUUGGGAUGCCUUAGCACAUGCUUGUAUUGAACAAGGAGAAUUUAAUUUAGCAAAAAAAUGUUUUAGCCGUAUAAGAGAUGUAAAAUAUUUGAGUUUAUUAGCAAAUUAUGAAGAUGCAGCAAAACGUGGUGAAACUAAAAUGAAUAUUAAUCUUGGUGAUUACUAUGCAUAUUAUGGUCGAUUUCAAGAUGCUGCAAGAAAUUAUCAACAUGCUGGAGCACCUGAACGAGCAAUGACAAUGUUUACUGAUUUACGAAUGUUCGAUCAAGCUAAAGAAUAUAUGGUCGCAGGUGAUGUUGAUCAACAGAAAUUAUUAAAUAAACAAGCAGAAUGGGCAAUAACAAUGAAUGAACAACGUCGUGCAGCAGAAUUAUUUUUAGCAGCAAAUGAUUUUCAAAAAGCCAUUGACAUAGCUGGAAAAAAUAAAUGGGCAGAUCUAUUAGCAACAAUAACAGGUAAAUUAGAUAAAGCCCAAACCGAUCUUCUACGACGUUGUGCACGUUAUUUUGUUGAAAUGAAACAAUAUACCUAUGCAGCUGAUGUUUAUGAGAAAAUGGGUGAUAUUAAAUCUUUAUUAGAUAUGCGUAUUAUUCUUUCACAAUGGAAUGAAGUAUUUGCCUUAGUUCGUCGUUAUCCAACAUAUGCAUCAGAUGCAUAUUAUAACUAUGGUCAACAUUUAGCUGAACAUGAUCGUUUUGUUGAUGCACAACGUGCAUUUCAUAAAGCGGGUCGUGUUGUCGAAGCACGAAAUGUUCUUCAAGCAUUAACAAAUAAUGCUGUUAAUGAAACACGUUUUAAUGAUGCUGGUUAUUAUAAUUGGUUAUUAUCAAAAGAAUAUCUAUUAGCAUUAAGUGAAACAUUAAAUGAUGAUUUACGUGCUGAUUUAUCUAAACGUUAUCAUCGUUGUUCAUUAUUAUCUGAACUUUAUUAUGCAUAUCAAUAUAUAUAUGAAUAUACAACAGAACCAUUUGUUGAUACACCACCUGUUAUAUUAUUUAAUAUCGCACGUUUUAUAUAUCAUAAAUUAGUUACUCUACCUGGUGAUAUACCACCAGCAUUAUCAAAAUUUCGUACAUGUUAUGCUGCAUGUAAAAUAGCUAAAAUUUUAAAUGCAAAUAAAUUUAGUCGACAAAUGAUUUAUUUAAUGCGUGAUUUAACAUUUACACAUAAUUUAGGUAGUAAAAGAAUUGAAAUUGAACAAUUAGCAUUAGAAAUGGAAGCAAGAACAUUUAGUGAUGAUCAUGAUUUAUUACCUUUAUGUUAUCGUUGUUCACAUCAUAAUGAAUUAUUAAAUACACGUGGAAAUGAAUGUUCAAGUUGUGGAAGUCCAUUUGUUCUUUCAUUUCUUUCAUUUGAUGUUCUUCCUUUGGUUGAAUUUAUUCUUCCAUCGGAUAUAAAUGAUGAAGAUGCAUUAAAUCUUCUUGAACAAGUACCAAAUAGUCAUUUAGAAAAUGUAUCAUCAUCAACAACAAAAAUAAAUCAAUCAACAGCUAAUCGUCUUGUUAUUACUGAACAAGGAAAUACAACACGUGCGGAAGAUAAAGAUCCAUUUUUAAAAAAAAUGAGUAAAUAUAGUCCAAAUCCAGAUGAUUAUCGACCUGUUGUUGUUGAUCGUGCGUUACUUAAAGCAAUGGAUCCAUCACUUGUAUUUGUAUGUAAAUGGCCAUUUCCAUUAAGAUGGAAAUGGUAUCGAAUUAUUGUACCUGAACAACCUGUUGGACGUUGUCGACAUUGUAAUAAAUUUUAUCAUAAUGAUGAAUUUGAACUAGCUUUAUUGGAACAAGGUGGUUGUCCAUUCUGUCGAAAUAAGAGAGAUGGAGAAACAACAGAAAAUAACGAUGAUUAUUAA
Molecule: messenger RNA, 3675 nt
Organism: Adineta steineri
Lineage: Eukaryota; Metazoa; Rotifera; Eurotatoria; Adinetida; Adinetidae
Source: the annotation of a GenBank genome assembly